Messenger RNA from Labrus mixtus (cuckoo wrasse), 2728 nucleotides. It is a transcript of the gene hs3st3b1a, whose product is annotated as heparan sulfate (glucosamine) 3-O-sulfotransferase 3B1a. Lineage: Eukaryota; Metazoa; Chordata; Actinopteri; Labriformes; Labridae. The record is from RefSeq and is a predicted model, not a curated record. The transcript is spliced from 2 exons. The coding region runs from base 338 to 1450 and encodes 370 amino acids. Gene Ontology annotation, molecular function: [heparan sulfate]-glucosamine 3-sulfotransferase activity.
CUGUGGGAGCGCUCACACACUGAGAGCAAGUGAUGGGAGACAAACUGCGUCCCUGAAGCGCGUGUCGCUCACCUGGCGAUAUUUUCAUAACAUUUUUUUUUGUUGUUGUCUGGUUUUCAUUUUUAUUUCAGAUUUUUGAUUCACCUUUAGAGAAAAUUAUUACUAUCUUGUUUGGAGCAGAAUUGGAUUGGCAGAAGGAGGUGAACGUCCGAUGUACACUUCAAUAUCAGUGUCAAUAUUGGCUAUAAUCUGUCAAGGAUUUCCGUCAUGGCAGAGGAGUGAGGCGCAUUUGCCAAAAUGCCUGUUAGCUGGAAUAUAACUUUUUCACGGCGUUCCUAUGGAAUAUAGUCCGAUUUUACACAGUCUACAUGUUGUGCCAUCACCCCACGUGAAAAACAAACUCUUUGUGUUCUGCAUAAUGCUGACCCUUUGGGUGUAUAUGAUUUAUUGUUGUGUUGGCUACUGCUCCACGAUGCCGAACGUGGCGCUGGGCUCGCUGAACAGACACGAAAACGACGCAGAAGUUGACAAUCAGGAGUCCUCUCUCGGGGCGUCCAGGGACUUACUGAAUAACGAGAACGAUUUGGACAGCAGAGGAGAGGACUGGGAUGAAAUUAAAGGCGAGGCGAAGGCGUUGGAUGAUAAUGCCAUGUCAGGUUUCUUCAAUGAGUCGGAAAGUAAGAAGUUGCCCCAGGCGAUUAUCAUCGGGGUGAAGAAAGGAGGGACCCGGGCGCUGCUGGAGUUUCUGCGCCUGCAUCCGGACAUCAGAGCGGUGGGAGCGGAGCCGCACUUCUUCGACCGCAACUACGACAAGGGGCUGGAGUGGUACAGGGAACUGAUGCCCAAGUCUUCAGAUGGCCAGUUGACCAUGGAGAAAACCCCCAGCUACUACGUCACCAAGGAGGUCCCAGCUCGAAUCUACACCAUGUCCAAAGACACAAAGCUGAUUGUAGUCGUCAGGGAUCCCGUCACUCGGGCCAUCUCUGACUACACCCAAACACGCUCCAAGAAGCCGGACAUCCCUUCUUUCGAGAGCCUGACCUUCAAGAACAUCUCAGCGGGUUUGAUCGACACCACAUGGAGCGCCGUUCAAAUCGGCAUGUACGCAAAGCACCUCGAGCGCUGGCUUCAGUACUUCCCCAUGGAGCAACUACUGUUUGUUAGCGGAGAGCAUCUGAUAAGCGACCCUGCAGGUGAGAUGGCACGCGUCCAGGACUUUCUUGGGCUCAGGAGGGUAGUCACGGAGAAGCAUUUCCACUUUAAUCCAGCAAAAGGCUUCCCAUGCCUUAAGAGACCCGAGGGGAACAGCAAGCCACACUGCCUAGGAAAAACCAAAGGCAGGACCCAUCCUAAUAUUGACCCAGAGGUGGUGCAGAAGCUAAGGGACUUUUAUAAACCCUUUAACAGCAAGUUUUACCACAUGACGGGUCAUGACUUUGGCUGGGAUUAAGAGAAAACCAAUGAUGACGGACUGAUGCCGCUCCCUUGUCCGUGUUUUUUUUUAUAAUUCUAUCACUCUGGAGAUAUUGUUAUACAGUGUAUGUACAGUAUUUGGUGGAUGUGUAAAAAUUCAGAAGUCUAUUUUAUGAUAAUUUAUUGUUAUGAUAUUAACUCACUAAGCUGCCUAACCAGGUUUACCCAUGAUCCAGACUUUCUGCUCCAGAUUUAAUUCUCAUCAGGUAUAUGAACAUUUUUCUAAAAGCACAAUGUUUUUACGGGUAUUUUGAGCAGGGUCAGUAUCUCUUUUUUUUCCCAGCGGAAUAUUUUUAUGUCUUCAUUUUGGAUAACCACGUCUCCUCCUUUUGCUUUUCCAAAAGCCUCUACCUUAAAAUCUGAAUGGGAUCCAACUUUACAAGCAACUGGUAAUAUCCCCUUAACAUUUGCUUGACCCUCAGAGGUCUGUGGACCCACUUAGGGAGGUCGAUAAAGGCCUCAGCUGAUCCAGUGCCACUUGCCAGGUGGAUCAAUACAGUAAUAGCUCCUCAUCAUGUCAAUUAGACCUGAGUGAUGGCACUGCCUUGAUCUCUCGAGAAUUGCAAUAAAACAUGGAUGCAUUAAUGGUAGUAACUUUAUGGUUAACCCUUGAGCCAACUUCAGGUUAAUAUAAUGAUACAAAUUUCCACUGCAAUAUUUAGAGUUAACCACUAUUUAUACCGUUGCUACAGAGGAAUGUUGUUUAGGAUCCAAUCAGAGAGAGAGAGAGUCAAGUCAAGAUACUUUAGGCAGUUUUAUUUUCCAAAAACCUGCUGUUUUGGCUUCAGAGCACCUAAUAAUUUAUGUCUCAUUCUCGCUUAAUGAUGUUCAUACAUUUGGCUCUCAUGGAUAAUACUUUACAGAUUUUUUUUGACAGGUCGUAGUAAAUGUUUUAAUCCUACCCUCAACCCGGACACAUCACCUGAUGAGAAAAGCAAUUCUCUAUAUCUUUGGAGCGUACUUUAAGUAGUAGCUGAAGGGAAUAGAAAUAAACGUACCUUGGGCCAAAAAAUCCUCCUUUUAGUUUCAUGAAUGGUUGAGUUUUAUUCAACCUUAACAAACACCUAUCGUCAUCAUUUUAACAGACGUCAUUCUACAAUGAUGUUGUGCGACCCCGCUGUUGUAGAGGCACUAUUUUUGCUGUAUGCAUUGCUUUACAAAUAUGAAAAUGAAGCAGGUUUGACUGAGAAGUUGAAUAAAAUGCAGUCAUGUCGUUUUUAUGAAGAAAAUAAAUAAAUAUGUUUUACCAAAAUCA